Anthonomus grandis grandis is the source of this 2299-nucleotide messenger RNA. RefSeq names its product extracellular sulfatase SULF-1 homolog (gene Sulf1). The coding region runs from base 168 to 2252 and encodes 694 amino acids. The record is from RefSeq and is a predicted model, not a curated record. NCBI's taxonomy places the organism in Eukaryota, Metazoa, Arthropoda, Insecta, Coleoptera, Curculionidae. Gene Ontology annotation, molecular function: glycosaminoglycan binding; N-acetylglucosamine-6-sulfatase activity. The transcript is spliced from 10 exons.
CGAACCUGUACAAGAUUAAAAUCUGAGUGGUACCUUCCUACCUGACAGUAGUAGAGCGAAUUGUUAUUUCUUGAACUUUACUGCAUUCAAUAAUAUGUGAUUUAAUGUCUAUUUUUGUGCUUUUGUGAUUGCUCUAAAUGGUUUUUUGGUAGAUACCAAAAAAAAUCAUGAACUUCCUGCAUCUGCUGGCCGCUCUCACACUGAUCCCCGCCCAUUUCGCUCUCGCUCCAAACAAAAAACAAAAGCCGAACAUCGUGUUGCUCCUCACUGAUGACCAGGACGUAGAGCUAGGCUCCCUCCACUUUAUGCCCAAGACCCUCAAAGGGGUACGUCAACAUGGUGGUGAGUUUAGACACGCGUAUGUCACCACCCCGAUGUGUUGUCCGUCCAGAAGUUCUUUAUUGACUGGGAUGUACGUGCAUAAUCACGAAGUGUUCACUAAUAAGGAUAAUUGUUCCAGUCCGCAAUGGCAGGCUAAACAUGAAGUUAGGAGUUUUGCUACUUAUAUGUCCAAUGCGGGAUAUAGGACAGGUUAUUUCGGAAAAUACUUAAACAAAUACAACGGCACUUACAUACCACCAGGUUGGCGUGAAUGGGGUGGUUUAAUAAUGAACUCCAAAUACUACAACUAUUCCAUCAACAUGAACGGACAAAUCGUCAAACAUGGCUUCGACUAUGGAAAAGACUAUUAUACCAACGUUAUAGCGAGAGAUGGGAUCAAUUUUAUUAAAAAUUCGAAAACUCAGUAUCCUAAUAAGCCUUUUUUGGCAGUGUUCGCUUUUCCUGCGCCACAUGGACCUGAAGACUCGGCUCCGCAGUACUCAAAAAUGUAUUUUAACAUCAGUACGCAUCAUACGCCAUCAUACAAUUUUGCCCCAAAUCCAGAUAAACAAUGGAUUCUAAGAGUAACAGGCAAAAUGGAAGAAAACCACAAAGACUUUACCAACAUGCUUAUGACUAAAAGGCUACAAACUCUACAGUCGGUAGAUGAUGCUGUCGAAAAAGUAAUCGCUGAGCUGGACAGGUUGGGAGAACUGGAAAGUACUUACGUCAUCUAUACCAGCGACCAUGGCUACCAUUUAGGGCAGUUCGGAUUAGUGAAAGGCAAAAGUUUUCCCUUUGAAUUUGAUGUGCGUGUACCGUUUCUAAUUAGAGGCCCGGGGAUUAAGAAAGGGGUGACUUUUAACGAUAUAGUGUUAAAUAUCGAUUUGGCACCCACUUUUCUGGAUUUGGCAGGGAUUAAGGUGCCUCCAAACAUGGAUGGACGUUCGAUUGUGCCCGUGUUGUUUAAGAGUAGAAAACCGAAUCACAAGUGGCGAGACACCUUUUUGAUUGAAAGUUCAGGCCGGAGGGAAACCCCUCAUCUGGAAGCCAAGUUACACGAGACAAAUUUGCUUCAGUAUUCAGUACCGCACGAGAAUAUUUUCUUAAAUUACACCGAGUUAAACAACGACAUCUUAAUGCAGUUUUUCAAGAAAGCCCAUAACGAAACCAACAAGAAAACUAUACCUUUUUCAGCACAAAAAGCUCUCUUACAAAAGCUGAGUAAAAAGGACUUUGAUUGCUUUCAGCACGCUAAAUUUCCAUGUCGUAACGGGCAAAAGUGGUUUUGCCAAUUGAAUAAUGGGCACUGGCAUAAGUAUAAGUGUAAGAACGAAAGUGCUGAUGAUGAGCCAAAUAAUAAGGAUAAGGAGUGCAUUUGUUUUACUAAAGAUGGGCCAGUAUUUGAUUCUAAUUGGAUCAGACAAAAAAGAUCCUCAGAUCUCAACAAAGACAACAAACUAAAGUACUGCUACUGCAACAACCUAAACUCAAACCUUCUAAAAUAUGAUCCAAAAUCGGAAGAAACCCCCGAAGACAAAAUCAAAGUGCGACGUGCGAAAAAAAGAGAAGAAGUGUGCCACCACGAGCGUAUGACCUGUUUCGAGCAUAACAAGGAACACUGGAGAACAGAACCAAAGUGGACCCAAGGGCCGUUUUGUUUUUGCAUGAACGCUAAUAAUAACACGUAUUCGUGUGUGAGAUCCAUCACACCCGCUCACAAUUUUUUGUAUUGCGAGUUCGUUACUGGAUUCGUCACUUUUUAUAAUUUGCGAAUCGAUCCGUUUCAGCUUCAGAACCGCUACCAUCAUCUGACCAUGUCCGAAAGGGCUUAUUUACAGAAUUUGCUCAAAAGACUAGUGUCUUGUAAAGGGGGACAUUGUAAUGCCUUUUUGAACACCUCGUUUCAGUUAAACGGCUCGGAAAGAUAGUUUUGUACAUUUUGUUUGGGUGUGUAAAUAAAGUAAGAUUAGCCACA